CAAAGCUUGUUCCAUGCGGCCAGAAAUUCUAUUAAGAGGAUCUAUCUGGUGGAUGUGACUCGCACACACAGCCUCUACUCAAACACGCAACCUCAUUCUUCUCUCUCUGUUUUUUUCCAAAACCCCAUAAUUGGGCUAGGUACAACCUUCAUUCUCUUCUCUUUGUGUCCACAUUAACUUCCUUCCUCUCCAAAUGGCUCAGAAGGUGAUCUUGAAGGUCUUGACCAUGACCGAUGACAAAACAAAGCAGAAAGCAAUAGAAGCUGCAGCUGAUAUAUAUGGGAUAGAUUCAAUUGCAGCAGAUCUGAAGGAGCAGAAGUUAACAGUUGUAGGAUCAAUGGAUGCAGUGGCAAUUGUGAAGAAGUUGAAGAAAGUAGGGAAGGUGGACAUAGUAUCAGUUGGUCCAGCUAAAGAAGAAAAGAAGGAAGAAAAGAAAGAGGAGAAGAAAGAAGAGAAGAAAGAAGAGAAGAAGGAAGAAAAGAAAGAGGAGAAGAAAUGAGUAUGCCAAUAAUUUCAAUCAAUAUUACCCUCAGGCUCUUGUUAUUAAUUUCAGUUUUUUAGUAUAUCAGAGAGGAAUGUUUGUGAUAAGCUUUAAUUAUGAUUUUCCCAUGAACAAAUAUAUCUAUUACAAAAGCUCAUGGUACUUAUUUACAUCCAUGUAGUUUAUAGCAGGUUAGUCUUAGUCCUAUGAAAUAAAAUGAGAAAUGUUGGGGAUUAA
Molecule: messenger RNA, 718 nt
Organism: Quercus robur (English oak)
Lineage: Eukaryota; Viridiplantae; Streptophyta; Magnoliopsida; Fagales; Fagaceae
Product: heavy metal-associated isoprenylated plant protein 39
Exons: 3
Coding region: 194-499 (101 amino acids)
Molecular function (GO): metal ion binding
Source: RefSeq, a predicted model, not a curated record